Didymodactylos carnosus is the source of this 1658-nucleotide messenger RNA. Lineage: Eukaryota; Metazoa; Rotifera; Eurotatoria; Philodinida; Philodinidae. The record is from the annotation of a GenBank genome assembly.
AUGGGCAUCAGUGAAACCAGAUGGUCUGACGAUCAACGGGACUUGAAAUCUACAUUCGAUUGUCUGUAUUAUUAUGUAAGGGACUAUGUAGAAGGGGACGAUGUUGGUAAUAGUAUUAAUUAUCAUUUAACUCCUUAUUGCCGACGACUUGAUCAAAAUGAAGAACAGGAAAAGCGAUCUAUAAGAUCAUAUGAACAUGUAGAAUAUAACACCAGUUUUACUGACUUAUAUCGACAUGGUGUGACAGGUGUACAAUUACUUGAUUGGUCAGCACCGAUAGAUGUUGCAGAACGAUACGAAAAGAAUGGCGAGAAUUCAAGUGAAGUAUUUUACAAUUGUUCAUCGUCCUGGUUUGGUCCUACAUGUCAAUACAGCAUUGAGUUUGACAUACUACCUCCAUUUAGUAAUGUCGUUCAAUACGUGAUUACCCACCGUUUUUAUGCACCAUGGUGGAAGAAUUUCACUAAUGGUACAUGCUAUCCGUUUUUAACUGACUGCUAUCGUGGUCCAUCACACAUGUGUCUCGAUUGGCGUGAAAUUUGUGACGGUAAUUCUGAUUGUAUUAAUGGAGAAGAUGAGCAAUUGUGUCAACUGUUGGAAGUGAAUGAAUGUUCCAACAAUGAAUUUCGAUGUCAUUUCGGCGGACAGUGCAUUCCAUCAACAUUUGUUAACGAUGGAAACACUAUGAUAGACUGUCUUGACACUACUGACGAAGUGAAAGAUUAUAACAAAAAUACCUAUUUCAAUUCUGAAUGCAUCCGAACUCCGACAUUUCGAUGUGAGGAAAGUACAAGUCGACGUCUUUUCACUUUUCCAUGCGAUGACGGUGAAUUUAAAGCACAAUCGAUACCUUGUUUUCAAGGUUUUUGUACUAAUCGCCGUGAUGAACGAAUGACAUUGACUAUGUUUACUUCGCUGGAUUAUAUUUCGAACUUAGAUUGUCGACAAGCUUUAUACUGUUUAUUUCGUAUCGAUACGAUUUUUUCUCAGAUGCAAGUACCGACAGAAAACAUGUGCGAUUCCGCUGUCAAACAUUGUCUGUCAGACUGGCUUGUUUUUCCUGAAUAUCCCAUUAUAUACGGUUUCUUUCAAUUUGUCUACUUAACUAAUCGAUCAGUUGCUGAUUUCAAGAAAAAUCUUAUGCCUGAUUUUAUUUGUUUCAAUGUAAGUCGGUGUCCUGCAUUGGCAUCUUGCUCAGUUGAUAUUGGAACUGAACUCAAUUGUUGUAGAACUAUUAGUCUAAUAAAUGAGACAAUAGACGGGUGGGUCUAUUUAUAUGAAAAGUUUAUAGAUCUCGUUCGUCGCUGUUCAACGAGUGGUACAGAUCAAAAUUGUUCACAUCCGUCCUUAUUUCAUUGUCCACUUUCAUUGAAAUGCAUCUCAAAACAUCGACUAGUUGAUGGUUGGAACGAUUGUUAUUUCGGAGAAGAUGAAUUAUUUUCUGCUUGUCAAUUAAAUGAUUCAUGGAGAUUUAUUUGUGAAUCUGAACCAAAUAAAUGUUUGUCAAUGAUUGCACUUGGAAAUGGAGAUAAAAAUUGUCGAAAUGGAGAAGAUGAAUUGACUAAGAAUCAACGAAAUAUUUUAAAAGGCAACAUACCGUUUGGAUUUUUUUGUGAUGGUACAAAUGAUUUGUUAUGGAUGAAUAUGUUGAAUGAAAC